AUGGACGUGAUCAGAUCCUUCGACGACAAGAUCAAGGCGGCAAGGUCGGGCUCGCGCCUCCAGAACCGUGCCUGCGACCAGUGCAGACGCUCCAAAAGGCGGUGCGACCUCGCUGAAGCUGGUCCUGAUGGCUUGCCAGUCCAACAUGCCGGGCCAUGCAAGCUCUGUGUUCGCAAGAACCUUCAGUGUACCACUCACUGGAGCGCACUGCAGCAGACCGUCAGCUCCAGCCGCCAGGAACUUCGCCACAUCUCACAGACCUCCGCCAGCUACACUGCCCUCCAAGAUCAGCUCUCGUCACACAAUUACGUCUCACUCGGCCUUUCCACCACGUCCAAGAGCCUCAGCGACAACAUCGACGGCCUCUACAUCUCGACCAAGCAGCUCUUCACCUACGUCGCCGCAUGGGAAUGGGUGUGGAACCAUUUCCUCGGGCCCGGCGCAACACCCAACGGCGUCAGCCUCGACGCAGCCAUUCAUCCUCGACGCGGACUCCUGAGUGCUUCCGCUGCACGCGCCUGGGACGACAUGAUGGUGGUCAACAACGUAUCCCACAUCUCUCCCAGCUUCUUUUACAGCACCUUUGUUUGCGACGAGGCCUUCCGUCCGAGCGGUCGCUUCAACCUCCCCAAAAAGGCAGACGAGAUCUCCAUGCAGGCACUGCAGUAUGCCAUCGUCGCCUACGCGAGCCAGUAUGGCUCCCAAAUGCCCGGCGAAUGGCGCGACGACGAGACCGAAGCCGUGCGCCGCCAGAAAGAUACCCAGAUCGCAGAAGCUGCCUGGCGACGCGCACGCGACUUCCUCAUGGCCAACUCCUCCGUCACCACCUUCCGCAUGGCGUAUGCCCUUCAUCUUUUCAGCAACACAUGUCCACCCUUGCGCAGCAGCAACUCGAAUCUGGACGUUGUGCAGGACGCCGUUUUCACUCUACAGACCGGCCUCCGCAUGAUGGACAAUCUCGCCACUGAUCUCUUGCGACAGCAAGACGAGGAGCUCUUCGCCAUCGGCUAUCACAACACCGACGGUGCCAGGAUCGAGGACAACGUCUACCUCCGAUCAGAUCCGACCUACCGCAUGCGUGUCGAACGUGCUCGUGCGCUCAAGGACGUGGCCGAAAAUCUGCUCUGGUAUUCGGCCAUCUGCGACGCGGCAACCACGAGCGGCUUCGGCAUGCCUCCCACCACACGCAGCAGCAGUUUCGACAAGGUCGACCUUGAGGCCUUGCAGCUCUCGGCCGUCAUGCCAGCUCCCAAUCUGAGCGCCACACAUCCGACUGGAUUCGAAGCUGCCAGCCUCCCGCCCGAGUCGGCCCCGAUGGGACCCGUGCCGGGUGUAUCGGCGCGUUUCGGCAACGGAAUUUAUGGACUGCCACCACACGUGCCUGCGGGCUCGGACAGCCUUGGCUUUGCCGAGUCGUCGACGCUGAGACUCGAGCCGAGCUUCCUGUUGCACCCUCAGUUGGAUUCCGAGUUCGCAUCCAUGGAUCGACAAUGGCCAGAUCAGACCAUCCCGCAUGCAUCUUCGUUACCAGACUCUCUCUUGCCGACUCAUGCGGGGCACAGCCUGGCGCAUGCGCCGACGACGCCGACUGACGCGGCCUCAGACGUUCCUCAGACGUGGAUGCGCGUGGCAGAACGAGCAUGGAAAAUCUCCAAGCAGGUGCCCAACAUCAUGGCCGGAUUUGCGGCAGCGCCCAAUGAUUCGAUGCGAGUCAAGGAGUUUCUCAAUUUGACGCAGAUCGGAUCGGCUACACAGAUCAUGCUCUGGCAGCGCAACGGCAACUUUCGCGCUAAGCUCGACGAUCCGGGUUCCACGGCUAGCCAGUUGGCCGAAGCUUUCCAGCGCACAUGGAGCAUGGCGUUGUUCAUGCAACAGGUGUUCCAUCCCGUACUCGACGUCGAUGCGAAUCACUACGUCCGAAUGCCCGCGUCGGCACAGUCGAUGUCAUCGCAUUUUAUCAACCAGACCAGCAUGGGCACGCUCUUCUUUCUCGAACUCUGCAGCUUUCUCGAAGGACUGCCAUGGCUGCAAAGCCCCAAGGAUCCGUCGUGGCCGCGAGCUUCGAGCAUGCUGCGCACGCAGCUGGACAAGUCGCGCGAUCUUCGUCACCAGCUCCGCCGCAGGAAUGCCCUUCGCAUCGCCAGGCAGCAUCACAUGGUCGCUGCCCAGGUGGAGCGCACGCUGAAGUAUGGAGGGUCCCCACCACGCGACGGCCAGGACUCGGACCACCCUUCGCCGGGCAAUUCUGGGUAUUCGAGCCACCGAGGAAGCGACGCGGGCGCCAGCUCUCCGUUUGCAGAGAUCUCGCUGCCGCAGGACGACAUGAUCGUGCCUGCCUUGCAGAUUCACAGUAGCCGUCAUCCGGUGCCGACGCAUCUGGCAUGUGCUCUGCACAUCUCCUUCUGUGCUCUUGUCCCCGACGCUCUCCAAGAGAUCAGCCAGCACGGAUCUGCGUCGCCUGUCACGCUGGACGCGCUCGAUUCCAACCUGGCCGCCUUGCAGGGCAUCCUCGACAGCGUGCUCAGCUUCGGACCCAACUUCCACCGCGAGCCGAGCCUCGAGACCCUCUUUUCGACACGCAACUGGCUAGCACCAGAUCGCACGCCCAUAGCGCUCGUUCUACGCUGA
Messenger RNA from Moesziomyces aphidis, 2628 nucleotides. Lineage: Eukaryota; Fungi; Basidiomycota; Ustilaginomycetes; Ustilaginales; Ustilaginaceae. The record is from the annotation of a GenBank genome assembly.